Messenger RNA from Leucoraja erinaceus (little skate), 1822 nucleotides. RefSeq names its product B-cell lymphoma 6 protein homolog. Gene Ontology annotation, biological process: regulation of cytokine production; negative regulation of transcription by RNA polymerase II; regulation of immune system process. Lineage: Eukaryota; Metazoa; Chordata; Chondrichthyes; Rajiformes; Rajidae. Gene Ontology annotation, molecular function: protein binding. The record is from RefSeq and is a predicted model, not a curated record.
AACGAUGGGAUCGACGGCUGAGAGCUACAUCAAGGAGUUUACCCGACACUCCACCGACAUGAUGCUGAAUCUGAACGAGAUGAGGAAGAGGGAGAUGCUGACUGACGUCCAGCUCCUGGCUGAGGGGCGACAGUUCCGGGCACACAAGGCCGUGCUGGUGGCCUGCAGCGGUUUUUUCUACUCGAUCUUCGCCAACCAGUCGCGGCGGCCUGUCGACCUGGUGAGCCUGCCGGUGGGGGUGAGCGCGGAGGGGUUCCGCCUGCUGCUGGACUUCAUGUACACGUCCUGCCUGCCGCUGGAGCCGGCCACGGUGGCCGAGGUGCUGACCGCUGCCGGCCACCUGCAGAUGGAGCACGUGGUGGAGGCGUGCCGCAGUUACGCACACUUCAGGGCUCCUCUCGGCCUCUCGGCCCUCAAGAGCCGGGAUCCUCCACCAGCGGCCGGGCCGCUGCCCCCCGCGGGCUCCGUCUCCGUGCUGCCCUGGGUGCCGGUAGGCUGCGGCCUACGCCCAGACUCGGCCUUCCGUUUCCCGGGCGGUUGGCGGGGCCCCUGGCUGGGCCUGCGCCGGUGCCCGGAGCCUCCACUGCCUCCGCUGCCGCUGCCGGCCACGGGCGGAGAGAGCCGCUGCAAGCCCUCGCCCCCUCUCCCCGACAGCCCCCAGCGUCCCGGCCUGCGGCCCAGCUCGCCCACCGAGUCGAGGAGCGCUGGCAACGGCCGGGCCCAGGCUCCAGGCCCGGCCUACCAGGCCCAGGCUCCAGGCUCGGCCUACCAGGCCCAGGCUCCAGGCUCGGCCUACCAGGCCCAGGCUCCAGACCAGGCCCAACCCCAGGCUCCAGACCAGGCCCAGGCCCAGGCUCAGGCUCCGCACAAGGCCCGCAACUGGAAGAAGUACAAGCUGAUCGUCCUCAACUCGCUGAGCCAGGCCGCGCAGGCCCGCAGCCAGGCCCCGGGUGCCGAGGAGAUGGAGGAGGAGGAGGAGGAGGAGGAGAGCAGCCGGUCUUCGACGGAGUCCCAGAGCUACUCCGACUGCUCCGUGUGUUUCGAACGCUCCUCGGAAUUCUGCCACCACGUCCUGGAUCCCCGCCCCGGGGGGGAGACUCCGGAAUACCACUCGGAAUUGUCGGACAGCGGCUCGGAGACGGGCGCGCUCUCCUGCCGAUCGUGCCGGCUGAAGAUGGCCGACGAGGACCGUCUGCAGCAGCACUUCCUGCUGGUCCACCGAGACGACAAGCCGUACAAAUGUGUCAUGUGCCGAGCGGCUUUCCGUUACAAGGGCAACCUGGCUAGCCACAAGACCAUUCACACAGGGGAGAAACCGUAUCGUUGUGACGUCUGUGGCGCGCAGUUCAACCGGCCGGCCAACCUGAAGACGCACGCCCGCAUCCACUCCGGGGAGAAACCGUACAAGUGUGAGACGUGCGGGGCCAGGUUUGUGCAGGUGGCCCAUCUCCGAGCUCACGUGCUGAUCCACACCGGCGAGAAGCCCUACCCCUGUGAAACGUGCGGGACGCGUUUCCGACACCUCCAGACGCUCAAGAGCCACAUCAGGAUCCACACCGGAGAAAAGCCGUACCACUGUGAGAAAUGCGACCUCCACUUCCGCCACAAGAGCCAGCUGCGCCUCCACUUGCGGCAGAAGCACGGAGCCAUCACCAACACCAAGGUCCGCUACAAGGUGCUGCCGCAACCCUGCCCGCAGCCCUGCUAGAGACGGUGGUCCCGGCCCCCCCUCCGCACGGUGGCGCUGCGUGCUGUCUGCGCGGAGUUUGCACGCGCUCCCCGUGACCCCGCGUGAGUUUUCUCCUCCCCCCCCCCCCCCCCC